CAUCACUGAACCGAACGGACUAUAAGGCAAAGGAACGACUGAGCACCGGUGAACGAUUAGUAGUCUAUUUGGAUUUUUAACAGUUGGUGGGAAUCCCUGACAACCGAACCAGGUUCAUCAACAUUUAAAGCUUCACAUUUUAUUCAUAACUUCAAAAAAACAACAACCUGCAAAUCGCAAUGCUUCUGGAGCGCGAAGACAGCUUCAUGUCGGAGUUUGAGGACGCAUGCAGCGCCUGGGUGGACAGUGUGGGCUCCAGCCCCAGCGACGGAUCCGACUCUGACCUGGGAUCACCAUUCAGCCAAGUCUUUUCUCCAGGCACUGACGCCUCAGACUCGGAUUUCUUCUCUGACUUCAGUGAGUGUUCUUCAGACACCUUCUCGCCCUCCCUCGGCUACACCAGCACCUUCUUCGCCGAGCCGGAACCGACAGCGGCGGCUGCAGCUGCCGGGCUGAGCAGCACGGCAGAUGCCAUCCUCAACAUGAUCACGGAGAUCGUUGGGAUCUGCACCGAGAUGGAGCAGCAGGGUGACACCGCUUCCAUCCGCAGGUCCACACCUUCCUCCUCUGCGGCAGCUUCUCCGGACUCAGCCUCCGCAGCUUCGCCCCCGCACUUUGCUCCAGCUCCAUCAGCAGCCUCCAACGCCGACAUGAGCAGCUCCGCCUUGCAGCUGGCUCCCGCCUCCGUCUCACAGCCAAUGGUGGUGAAAAGUGAGUUUGUGAGCUCCAGCUGCAGCAGUGGCUGUGGACAGUCACUGCCCGGGAAUGAUGCUCUUUAUCCCGCCAGCGCGGACGCUCUCCUCACGCUGUCGGAUCUGGAGCAACAGGUGGAUGUGUCUGACUUCCUCGACUCUCUGCUGAGCUCUGAAGCCGGCCAGGGUGAACUGAAGGCCGGCUGUGAGGUGAAGCAGGAGCCGCUGGGGGUGGAGGACUGGCUGAAGAGUUUAACCCCGGUUAACGGGGGGGACUCCACCAACUACGUCAUCAGCAGGCCGGCUGUCAAGACAGAGCUCGUGCAGAGCGGGAGCGAGCUCCUCCUCCCCCCUCCCUCCCUCCCCUCCACUCUGGACGCACACCUUCUCUCCUCACUUCUGCAAGGCGCGUUCCCUAUUGUCAACCUCAGCAACGUGCACGCCACUGGAGCCCCUAAAGCGUCUCGAGGGGGCAGGAGAACUCCGGCUAAGGGCGGGCUCAAAGCCAAGCCCUUCCCGUGCUCGGUGCAGGGAUGCGAGCGCCGCUUCUCGCGCUCUGAUGAGUUGAAUCGCCACGUGCGCAUCCACACGGGACAGAAGCCAUUCCAGUGCACCAUUUGCGCGCGCAGCUUCAGCCGCAGCGACCACCUGACAACGCACACGCGCACGCACACAGGGGAGAAGCCCUUCUCCUGCGACGUGUGCGGCAAGCGCUUCGCGCGCAGCGACGAAAGGAAGAGGCACGGGCGUGUGCACGUCAAGCAGCAGCUCCGCGCGCAGAUGAUGGCCGCCUACUCGCUGGCCCUGAACGCGCCUGGCGUCUAAACAAGCAGCGCGAGCUCCUGAUCUGUGGAGAGAGGGUGAAACUUCUGGAUUUAAACCGUCAACCGGAAACCGUCAAGAGGCGUUUCCAAGUGACGUCACACUAAGGGUGAUUUUUGCAGGUGAUCAAAGGUUCACCUUAUUGGACAGGUGCGCGAGCUUAAGGCCUGGCCUGCAGCAGGAGGAUUCUGGGAGAUGAAACAGCAGCUGAUGUGAUGCUGAAGUGGGCCUCCUGAUGGUCACGUGGUGUGGACUGAGGGCUGUGGGUUAAUGGGACUGAGCUGAAGCUGCAGUCUGUUUACCUGAAGGAGAGUCCUGCCUGUUAAAUAUUCCUGUUUAGUGCAUGAGGACGUGAACAGUGAACUGUGAAUGUUGACGUCAGAAUGUGGUGAAGAUACUUUUCUGUCACACUGCUUUAUAUUGGAGGAGUUCUAUGUUUGUAUCCAUAUCUCUAUUUUUCUAUGGUGUCUGUUUUUGUCACACUGUUUUCAAAUCAGAGUGUGUAUAUUUCUAGAAAAGAUCGAUGCCAGAUUUUUGGCGGAUAAAUGUGCAAUGAUGUCACUUUUCUAUGAAACAAAUGAUUGUAAACCCUCUGAAUGAUUUUUAUUAUAUAACUUUCAUUCAGACCUUUUCGCCCGUUUGUGAGCAGCACAGGUGCAUUGCACUGGUGGAUUGUGGGAUAGCGGUGUAGUGUAAAGAACAAACCCCAGCUCAGUGUGUGGGCUGAGCUCUGAGUAGCACACAUGGAUGUGCAGGUUAAUGUUUCCUCGUUCUGCAUGGAAACUGCUGUUGUCGCUGUCAAUAAACAAACAAACAAACA
Molecule: messenger RNA, 2334 nt
Organism: Sphaeramia orbicularis (orbiculate cardinalfish)
Lineage: Eukaryota; Metazoa; Chordata; Actinopteri; Kurtiformes; Apogonidae
Product: early growth response protein 1-like
Exons: 2
Coding region: 180-1517 (445 amino acids)
Biological process (GO): regulation of transcription by RNA polymerase II
Molecular function (GO): DNA-binding transcription factor activity, RNA polymerase II-specific; RNA polymerase II cis-regulatory region sequence-specific DNA binding
Source: RefSeq, a predicted model, not a curated record